Plasmopara halstedii is the source of this 174-nucleotide messenger RNA. RefSeq lists its product as uncharacterized. NCBI's taxonomy places the organism in Eukaryota, Oomycota, Peronosporomycetes, Peronosporales, Peronosporaceae. The coding region runs from base 1 to 174 and encodes 57 amino acids. The record is from RefSeq and is a predicted model, not a curated record. The transcript has 2 exons.
AUGGUCGUCGGUCAGCCUAGUCAGCGACGAGAUGAUCAUUUUGCUCAAACGAUUCAAACGUCAAUAGGACGAGACAAGAUUUCGGGACUAGUGGCUUGCUAUUUUUUUGCUACAAACUCGCCAAAAGUGACGAAGGAUGUGGCGAGAGUACACGUUGUUCACCCGCGCGCAUAA